Messenger RNA from Labrus mixtus (cuckoo wrasse), 2997 nucleotides. RefSeq names its product extracellular calcium-sensing receptor-like. The transcript is spliced from 5 exons. Gene Ontology annotation, biological process: G protein-coupled receptor signaling pathway. The coding region runs from base 1 to 2718 and encodes 905 amino acids. Lineage: Eukaryota; Metazoa; Chordata; Actinopteri; Labriformes; Labridae. Gene Ontology annotation, molecular function: G protein-coupled receptor activity. The record is from RefSeq and is a predicted model, not a curated record. Gene Ontology annotation, cellular component: membrane.
AUGCUGCUAAUUGCAGAUCUGCUACUUCUUUCCUUCCUGGCAAUCAGAGGAGGGAAACCCAUGUGUCAAACAUAUGGGACUAAAGAACUGUCUCAGUUUUCUAAGGAGGGUGACAUCAACAUUGGUGGCAUUUUCUCCUUUCAUCAGAACCCAGUCAGGGUCAAUCCUGCUCUCCAAGUCAACCCAGGAACAAUCCAGUGUGAAGGACUGGACCCAGGUGAGCUUCAGUAUGCAUACACUAUGAUGUUUGCGAUAGAGGAGAUCAACAACAGCUCAGAGCUGCUGCCAGGAGUGACAUUGGGUUACAGGAUAUUUGAUUCAUGUCCAAGUAUCCCUUUGUCCAUCAGGGCAUCACUUAACCUGAUGAAUAGGUAUGAGAGCAAGGAAGGCAGCUGUAGCACACUCUCCAACGUGCAUGCUGUCAUAGGGGAAACCACUUCCACCUCGACGAUAGGUAUUGCUCGCACCAUGGGACCGUUUCAUAUUCCUGUGAUCAGUCAUUCAGCCACUUGUGCAUGUCUUAGCAACAGGAGAGACUACCCCUCUUUCUUCAGAACCAUACCCAGUGACAUCUACCAGAGCCAAGCCUUAGCAAAACUUGUGAAACACUUUGGCUGGACCUGGGUUGGGGCUAUCAGAACUAAUAGUGACUAUGGUAAUGAUGGGAUGGCCUCUUUUUUGGAAGCAGCAGAGAAGGAGGGAGUGUGUGUUGAGUACUCCUUGGCUAUUUACAGAACUGAUCCCAGAAAGUGGUUCUUAGAGGUGGUGGACAUUAUAAAGACAUCCACCUCUAAGGUAAUAGUUGCAUUUGCUGAUGGCACAGACCUUGACAUACUCAUUAAGGAGCUUCAUGCUCAGAAUGUGACAGGCCUGCAGUGGGUGGGCAGUGAGGGCUGGAUCACUUAUCGCUACAUUGCCUCUGCGGUGAACUAUGCAGUGGUGCAGGGGGCAGUGGGCUUUGCAGCCUUAAAUGCUCACAUCCCUGGACUGCAGAACUUCUUAGCUAACAGCAGGCCGUCCACCACACCCAGAGACCAGGGACUGGUGGAGUUGUGGGAGACAGUGUUUGGCUGCACCUUGACUCCCAGCGCAGAGACCGGAGCUCAGAGUUCAGUUGCAGCUUGCACGGGGAAUGAGUCUCUGUGGGAUACAAACACACGUUUCACAGAUGUUUCAGAUGCCAGCCUGCUGAAUAAUGUUUACAAGGCAACAUACGCUGUUGCUCAUGCAUUGCACAUGCUAUUUACGUGCAAAGAUGGACAGGGGCCUUUUGAAAACAAUACUUGUGCUGACAGGGCAAAUGUGCAACCAUGGAAGGUUUUGCAUUACCUAACGAAGGUCAAUUUUACAACCAAAAUUGGGGAAAAUGUGUUCUUUGAUGAGUUGGGGGACCCAGUGGCACGUUAUGCACUGGUGAACUGGCAGAUGGAUGAGACAGGUUACAUACUCUUUGAGACCAUUGGUUACUAUGAUGCCUCCAGGCCUGAAGGUCAACAGUUUGAGAUGAAAGCAGGUGUGAGUGCCAUCUGGGCAGGCGAAAAUCUUGAGGUGCCAAGGUCUGUUUGCAGUGAAAGCUGUCUUCCAGGGACCCGUCGGGCUUUUGUCAAGGGCAAGCCUAUCUGCUGUUUUGAUUGCAUCACCUGUGCUGAUGGGGAGUUCAGCAACAGUACAAGUGAGACAGCAGGAGUCCUAGCCUUUACUUUAGCACUUAUUGUGUUUCUUUUGGGUAAAAUCACUGCCAGCACUUUAUUGGUAUAUCUGAAGAUGUGUGUGCUGUACAGCCUAAACAUGUUUAUGCUUUCAGAUGCAGUGAAAUGUGAAAAAUGCCCUCCCGAGUACAAGUCCAAUGAAGAGAGGAAUCACUGUGACUUGAAAGCUAUUGAGUUCCUCACCUUCAGGGAACUGAUGGGUAUACUGUUAGUCACUUUUUCUGUCUUUGGGGCCUGCCUGGCAAUGACAAUGGCCCUGAUAUUUUUCCACUAUAGGCAGACUCCAAUUGUCAGGGCCAACAACUCUGAGCUGAGCUUCCUGCUGCUCUUCUCCUUGACUCUGUGCUUCCUGUGUUCUCUGACCUUCAUCGGCCGGCCCUCUGAGUGGUCCUGCAUGCUGCGGCACACAGCAUUCGGAAUCACAUUUGUCCUAUGUAUCUCAUGUGUUCUAGGGAAAACUAUAGUUGUAUUGAUGGCCUUUAAAGCGACACUUCCAGGCACUAAUGUGAUGAAAUGGUUUGGGCCUGCGCAGCAGAGACUCAGUGUUCUGGGUUUUACUCUAAUACAGGUUUUAAUUUGCAUACUUUGGCUAACAAUCAAUCCUCCCUUUCCCUUCAAAAAUAUGAAAAUCUAUAAGGACAGGAUUAUCCUUGAGUGUGCCCUUGGAUCACCUGUAGGGUUCUGGGCUGUGUUAGGAUACAUAGGACUUCUUGCUAUUCUGUGUUUUGUUCUGGCGUUUCUGGCUCGAAAGCUGCCUGAUAAUUUCAAUGAAGCUAAAUUCAUCACCUUCAGCAUGCUGAUAUUCUGUGCAGUCUGGAUCACAUUUAUCCCAGCGUAUGCCAGCUCUCCUGGAAAGUUCACUGUGGCUGUGGAGAUAUUUGCCAUUCUGGCUUCAAGUUAUGGAAUGCUGUUUUGUAUUUUUUUGCCCAAGUGCUACAUCAUCUUAUUAAAGCCUGAGAACAAUACCAGGAAACAUUUGAUGAGUAAAGUGAGGCCAAAAUUCCUUUGAGAUUUUUGUCAAAUAAUUUAUUAAUCACUUAUAAAUCAACUAUUUACCAGUUUUUAUGCCUGAAUUUAUUUAAUGCAUAAACAUUUCACAUGUAAAUAUAUAUAUCUGAGCAUAUGUAAAUUGUGUGGUCACAUAAAUCACAGUUUAUUUUAAUGGCUGAGUCUUAAUGGUGAAGUGAAAAAUAAAAAGCAUUGCACAUAAAUCAUCUGUAUGGUGUGUAUCGAUGAUUUAAAAUUGAUUCAAUGCUCUGUAUAUACAAUGUAUAGGAACUAAAUCAAA